Messenger RNA from Penicillium waksmanii, 1209 nucleotides. RefSeq names its product alpha/beta fold hydrolase. Lineage: Eukaryota; Fungi; Ascomycota; Eurotiomycetes; Eurotiales; Aspergillaceae. Bases 1 to 1209 code for a protein of 402 amino acids. The transcript has a single exon. Gene Ontology annotation, molecular function: hydrolase activity. The record is from RefSeq and is a predicted model, not a curated record.
AUGUCUGAUCCCUCCUCACUGCCCCUCUCCCAGGGUGUCUCCAGUCGUCUAGUCGCGACCACCGAUCUGACCUUUCACAUUCUCGAAGCCGGCGCCACUCCCGAUCGCGAUCGUCCCUUGGUGAUCCUCCUACAUGGCUUCCCAGAGAUCGCCUACUCCUGGCGCCGAGUUCUGCCCAAAUUGGCCGCUGCCGGUUUCUACGCCGUCGCCCCCGACCAGCGCGGCUUCGGUCGGACCACAGGUUGGGAUACCCGCCAGUAUGAGGAUGUCGAUCUGUCCACCUUCUCACUGACCACCCUCGUGCGCGAUAUCGUCCUGUUGGUCAAUGCUUUGGGUUAUCGAUCCGUUCAUUGUGUCGCGGGCCACGACUGCGGCGCUGUCACCGCCUCAACAUGCGCCGUGGUCAGGCCGGAUUUCUUUCGAAGCGUCGUGCUCAUGAGCCAUCCUUUCAAUGGAACUCCUGAACUACCCUUUAAUACUGCUAACAGUUCUAGCAGCGAUGGUCAAAUGGCUGGACAGGCUGCUGGUGCUGGUGCUGAGGGUUCGGCGGCGGCAUCAGGUAUUCAUGAAGCGCUCGCUCAGCAAGGACGCAAGCAUUAUAAAUGGUACUACUCCACACCACAAGCAAGCCCAGAUAUGUCCGAUCUCGCCCCAGAAGAUCUCCAUCGCUUCCUACGAGGCUAUUUUCAUCUCAAAAGCGGCUCCUGGCCUGGCAACAAUCCCCACCCACUGAGCGGUUGGUCUGCCGAUCAAGUCGUCCAAAUGCCCGGGUAUUACAUCAUGCCAGCAGAUGCCACGAUGCCCGAGGCUAUUGAGCGAGACAUGGCAGACGAACCCACCAAGGGCCUAUCCUCGCACUCCUGGCUGCCGGAUGAUGAGCUAGCGGUCUAUGUGGGCGAGUACGCUCGCACCGGUUUCCAGGGAGGACUGAAUUGGUACCGCGUGCGCACUGCUGCCGGCGGCCGCUACACGCGAGAUUAUGAUCUUUUUGCGGGGAAGAAGAUUGAGAUACCGUGUGCCUUUGUCUCUGGAAAACAGGACUGGGGGAUUUAUCAAGAACCCGGGGCGUUGGAUAAGAUGACUAGCGGUGCGGUGUGUUCGGACUUCCGGCUGUGUCGACUGUUGGAUGGUGUUGGCCAUUGGAUACCCCAGGAAAGUCCGCUUGAGGUGGCGCGAGCUAUCAUUGAUCUAGUGCGAGGAUUAAAUUAG